AUGGUUUUCUCAGCAAUGUUGACGCUGGCCCACUCUGGGACCUCAAAUGCUACUUUUAUUAUUUAUGAAAAUGCCUAUACGAAUUUUACCACUCCCCAGUUCUUGCUUCGUAGUGGCACAACACAGCCAUUGAGAUACAGUUCAGGUGCCGUGCUCACCACUGAGAGAAGUACUUUUCUGGUAAACACUACAGCUGUCCUGCCAUCGCAAGAAGUUUUCAGGAGCUUGAGUUUGCCACUCCAGAUCAUUCUUUCUGCUGCUAUGAUAUUUAUCCUACUGGUUUCUUUCCUUGGAAACUUUGUUGUCUGCCUCAUGGUCUACCAGAAGGCAGCUAUGCGAUCUGCAAUUAACAUCCUUUUAGCAAGCCUGGCUUUUGCAGACAUGUUGCUGGCAGUGCUGAACAUGCCUUUUGCUCUGAUAACAAUCAUUACCACUCAAUGGAUUUUUGGGGAUAUAUUCUGCAGAGUCUCUGCCAUGUUCUUCUGGCUUUUCGUCAUAGAGGGGGUAGCCAUUCUUCUUAUUAUUAGUAUUGACCGAUUUCUUAUCAUAGUUCAGAGGCAAGAUAAACUGAACCCUUACCGUGCAAAGAUUCUCAUUGUGAUUUCCUGGGCAGCAUCUUUUGUUGUUGCUUUUCCGUUAUCAGUAGGGAAUCCUAAUCUGCAGAUACCCUCGAGAGCACCUCAGUGUGUUUUUGGCUACUCCACGAGCCCAGGUUACCGAGCCUACGUGAUAGUUAUCUUGCUAAUUUCUUUUUUUAUUCCAUUCCUGGUAAUGCUGUAUUCUUUUAUGGGCAUACUCAACACCGUCCGCCACAAUGCAGUUCGUAUCCAUAGCCACCCUGAUAGCAUAUGCCUCAGCCAGGCCAGCAAACUUGGUCUCAUGAGCUUACAGAGACCUUUUCAGAUGAAUAUUGAUAUGAGCUUUAAAACUCGUGCCUUCACAACCAUCUUGAUUUUGUUCCUUGUCUUCAUAGUCUGUUGGGCGCCCUUCACCACUUACAGCCUUAUUGCCACAUUCAACAGCCACUUCUACUACAAGCACAACUUUUUUGAGAUAAGCACUUGGCUCCUUUGGCUCUGCUACCUCAAGUCCGCACUGAACCCACUGAUUUACUACUGGAGGAUUAAGAAGUUUCAUGAUGCAUGCUUGGACUUGAUGCCCAAAUACUUCAAGUUUUUGCCGCAGCUGCCUGGCCAUACAAGGCGGCGCAUUCGACCCAGUGCCAUCUAUGUCUGUGGGGAGCAUCGGUCGGUAGUGUGA
Molecule: messenger RNA, 1260 nt
Organism: Gavia stellata (red-throated loon)
Lineage: Eukaryota; Metazoa; Chordata; Aves; Gaviiformes; Gaviidae
Gene: GPR63
Product: G protein-coupled receptor 63
Exons: 1
Coding region: 1-1260 (419 amino acids)
Biological process (GO): G protein-coupled receptor signaling pathway
Cellular component (GO): membrane
Molecular function (GO): G protein-coupled receptor activity
Source: RefSeq, a predicted model, not a curated record